UUGCAGGCGCGCGUCCUUCCUCCCCUGCAGCGCAGUUUGCACGAAGCUGCAGCGCCGCAUCCCUCUCGCUUUCUGCAGCCGCGCAUGCAUCGGCUCCGGGAUCGAUCCCCCCCCCCCCCCGUAUCGGAAACCGAUCCGUAGCCGCAUGGUGACGUCACGCCGCUGAUCGGCAAUAGUUGCUGGGCGGGGGGCUGCCAGGGAGGCAGACGGGAGCAGCGGAACCUCCACACCGGAUUAACGAAGCGAAGAAAAACACCAAAUACUCUCCUCUUGCACGAGCGGCGUGCGUGGACGCGCACGGGAUUGUUUGCUGUUUUUGUUUAUUCCGUCGCGGCGGGCGCGUGGGGCAUGUAGCGGGUCCGUCACGGCCGCCCGCGGGGGGAGGAGGAUGGACUGAGCCAGCUGUGGCCUGCUCCUGACGGCAACACCUGGCCGGUGAGCCGCGCCGGGAAGCGGGAGCCCGUCCUUCUGCAGGGUCAGAGGCCGCCUCAGCAGCCAGCCGGCGGCGUACUACCGCGCGCGGAAGGAGGAGGAGGAGGAGGCGGCGGCGGAGAUGGAGGAAGGGGACGGAGAGGGGGAAGGGCCCCUGGCGGUCACAGAGAGGCCGAGCGGUCACGGCAUCCAGCCCAACGCCGGCGGCGGCAGCACCACCACCACCAACAACCUCCUGGCCUCCGUCAAAGAGCAGGAGCUGCAGUUUGAGCGGCUGACUCGGGAGCUGGAGGAGGAGCGGCAGAUCGUGGCCAGCCAGCUGGAGAGGUGCAUGCUGGGAGCCGAGUCCCCGGCGGGAGACAGUAGCAGCUCAUCCGAGAAGUCGUUUGCAUGGAGGUCUGCAGGUGGAGAGUUGCGGGGCGGAGCCUUGGUGGCGUCUGGACGUCAGCUGGAGGCGGAGGACGGGCUCUUCAUGCCCGAACCGGACCGCGCCUCCCUGCAUGACAGUGAGGGCUCGGGGGGCCACUCGGCCCACGUGACCUCGUACUCGGACAGCGGCUACCAGGACAGCAGCGUCAGCUACUACAGCAACCAGAACGUGGUGCGUUCGGAGCCCCGCGCCUCCGUGUCCAGGAGCCCGAGAGCCGAGGGCCAAGCGUCCGGGCAGGUGUCGGGCCGCGUGCUGCGCAGGAUGGCCUCCCUGCCCUCCCGGAGCCAGUCUCCCGGCUGUGGCGCCGUCUCGCCGUCCCGCGUCUCCCUGCGGACGUCCCAGGGCAGCACCUACGACUCGCCCGUCCUCUCGGAGCCCAAACCCCUCGCCGCCGUGUUCCCCGGCACCGCCCUGCCGCCCUCCUGCCCCUCGCCGCCCUCCCCGGCCGACGGCCCGCGGGGCGGCCUGGUCCUCGGGGGAGUCGGGGCGGGCGGGCGUCUGGGCUCCACCCUGUCGCUGGUGGAGGGGCGGUGUCUGACGGGGUCGCCGCUGCGUGCGGGGAUGACGGCGGUGCCGCAGCACUACGGCUCCACGCUGCCGCGGCAGAGCCAGCCGCUGGGCUACGGAGCCGACCCGUACGGGCUGUACCAGAGGGGCGCGCUGCCCCGACCCGACAGCCUCAUAGGGCUUCACAGCUCGUACGCCGACCACUCGGGGCAGAUGGACGCAGAGAUGAGGGCGGCGCUGUCUCCGGACUGCCACAUGACGCCCGUCUUCGAUGAGCGCUCCUUCCACAGCCCCCUGUACCACAGCCCCACCCACGACCCCCAGGGCUCCCUCUACAGGACCAGCGCAGGGGGGAUGGGGACCCUCCCCCGGGCCUCCAGCCAGUGCGGCACGCUGCCGUACCAGAGGAGCAGCUACGGGCUGAGCACCGCCGCCCUGUACGUGGACUCCUACCGGCUCUCCGGGGAGCCCGUCUUCUCCCACCGCCACUCGGGACUGCUGGAUCGAGAGGUCACGCGCACGCCGUCCAUCGAGAGCAUCCACAAGGACCCCAGGGAGUUUGCCUGGCGUGACCCCGAGCUGCAGGAGGUCAUCCACAUGCUGCAGCAUCACUUCCCCUCCGUGCAGGCCAACGCCGCCGCGUACCUGCAGCACCUGUGUUACGGGGACAACGGGGUGAAGGUGGAGGUGUGUCACCUGGGAGGGAUCCAGCACCUGGUGGACCUGCUGGAUCACAAGCUGACGGAGGUCCAGAAGAGCGCCUGCGGGGCCCUGAGGAACCUGGUCUACGGCAAGGCCACCGACAACAACAAGGUGGCGCUGAGGAACUGCGGCGGCGUGCCGGCCCUGCUGCGACUCCUCAGGAAAACCACCGACAACGAAGUGCGGGAGCUGGUCACCGGCGUCCUGUGGAACCUCUCGUCAUGUGACGCGGUGAAGAUGACCAUCAUCCGCGACGCCCUCUCCACGCUCACCAACACCGUGGUCAUCCCCCACUCGGGCUGGAGCAGCCUCUCGCACCGCGACGAGCACAAGGUCAAGUUCCAGUCCUCCCUGCUGCUGCGUAACACCACCGGCUGCCUGAGGAACCUGAGCUCAGCAGGGGAGGAGGCGAGGAGUCAGCUGCGCUGCUGUGAAGGUCUGGUGGACUCGCUGCUUCACGUCCUCAAAGCCUGCGUCAACACCUCCGACUACGACAGCAAGAUCGUGGAGAACAGCGUCUGCACCCUGAGGAACCUCUCGUACCGCCUGGAGGUGGAGAUGCCCUCCUCCCGUCUCCUAGGCAACCAGGAGCUGGACACCCUGCUGGGCUUCUCCUCCCCGGCCAAGGAGCUGGACUACCUCUGCUGGGGCAAGAGGAGGCGCGGCAGGAAGCGCGGCGGCUGGCCCGACGACAAGUGGGACGGCGUGGGGCCGACCCCGGGCUCCUCCCAGUCCCUGAGGGGGGCGGAGCUUCUGUGGCACCCCGUGGUGGUGAAGCCGUACCUCAACCUGCUGGCCGAGAGCUCCAACCCCGCCACGCUGGAAGGCGCCGCCGGGUCGCUGCAGAACCUCUCUGCUGGGAACUGGAAGUUCUCAGCCUACAUCCGAGCAGCGGUGCGUAAGGAGAAAGGUCUGCCCAUCCUGGUGGAGCUGCUGAGGAUGGACAACGACCGGGUCGUCUGCUCCGUCGCCACCGCCCUCCGGAACAUGGCGCUGGACAGCCGCAACAAGGAGCUGAUAGGAAAGUACGCCAUGCGGGACCUGGUGAACCGGCUGCCCGGCGGCGCUCCGCCCGUCCUGUCGGACGAGACGGUGGCGUCCGUCUGCUGCACGCUGCACGAGGUCACCAGCCGCAACGUGGAGAACGCCAAGGCGCUGGCCGACAGCGGCGGCAUCGAGAAGCUGGUGGACAUCAGCAAAGGGCGCGGGAAAGGGUACUCGACGAAGGUGGUGAAGGCGGCGGCGCAGGUGUUGAACACGCUGUGGCAGUACAGAGAGCUGAGGAACCUCUACAAACAGGACGGCUGGAACUACACCCACUUCGUGACCCCGGUCUCCACCCUGGAUCGAGACCGCUACCUGUCCCACCCGACGCUGCCCACCAGCCCGCUGCAGAUGUCCCCCGUCAUCCAAUCGGGCGGCAGCGCGACGUCCUCGCCGGCGAUGCUCGGCAUAAGGAGACACAGUUCAAACUACCAGAGAGCGCAGUCGUCUAUGCAACUCGACACGUAUUACGGAGACAACAGUUUACACAAACAGUACCCAGAGUCCCAGACGAAAACUCCGUACUUCAUCGGGACUUACUCCUCCCAGUCGGGAGAGGAUUUGAGAAGGUCCCAGCACGCAGAGCCGUUCUACGACGAGCCCGACAGGAAGAACUACAACAGCUACAGAAUGUACCUGUCGUCCCCGCAGGGCUACGGGGAGGAGGAGCAGCGCUACGAGGACGAGCCGGGACACCUCGACCCCGCCUCCCCCGACGCGUUCGCCGGCCACUCGCUGCCAUUCAAAGCCAACACCAACUACGUGGACUUCUACUCCACCACGCGGAGGCCUUCCAGCAGGGCCAACAAGUUCACCGGCUCCCCCGACUCCUGGGUGUAGAAAGUGUGUGUGUGUGUGUGUGUGCGUGUGCGUGUGCGUGUGCGUGUGUGUGUGUGUGUGUGUGCGUUUGUCAAAACUGUACCGAAGGACGCGGGCUCAGUUUGACCAUGUGCCACAAUAAUGCAGAUAAAUAUGAACUAUUCCUUUUACUUUGUAAACUGAAGAACCGUGACGUGCUUUUUGUAUAAGUUAGUGAUCUUAACCGUUAACGUGGGAAGGAGGACAAUUGUAACAAUAACAAUCAGCUUUAAUUAUACGACGAUACAAAGCUCGAUAAUAAAAGUCUCAAAUUCGAGAGAAAAAAUGAAUAAAUAAAUAUAAAAUAAAAGUUGCAUUUAAUGCAUUUGUUUAUAGGAACAAUUUUGAAGAAGUAACUUAAAAGUGAAGUUAUGGCUACAAACCGUGAGCAAGUUUCCAUUAAGGUUUUUCUGUAUUAUAAAUAAGAAAACGCCAGUCAGGAAAUCUCAACUUAAGCGUUUGAACCUGAUCUGCAUUACUGUGGACGUGGAUUUGUUUCCCGUGGGCUUCGUCAAAAGCUGCUCGUCUAGAGUGUUUUUCAUUUGUCAUUAGCCAGCAACAUCCUGAGGGAUCCCGUAAGAAGACCCAAUACUAUUAACAAGGAUAAGUCAUAGUGGUACUAUUUGAGUUUAAAUAAACAAAACUGCGAUAAAUAAAACAGACUGUGCUCUAAAAACUUUUAAAAGACUCCUAGAACCGCGGUUACAACUGUGUGUUGGCCAAAAAGUGCAGUAAUAUCAUAAAGUAUGUGAAUUGUGUGGGGGAAAAAAACGUGAAAAUCUAUUUGUACAGGUACAACGGUUUGAGCGUCCUGUCAGUUUGUUGUAUUCAAUAUGUGGAACUUUCUGUGAUUGUGUGAAGAAGAUUUUUCUAUUAUUUAUUAUUUAUUUACUUGUGACCUGACCAAAAUACAUCUGUCUGUUCUGUCCAAAACUGAUGAUAAUGUGCAAUGUUACAGAGGGAAAUAUAUGUAUAGGGAUUAAAGAUUAUAUCAUGA
Molecule: messenger RNA, 4970 nt
Organism: Gasterosteus aculeatus aculeatus (three-spined stickleback)
Lineage: Eukaryota; Metazoa; Chordata; Actinopteri; Perciformes; Gasterosteidae
Product: plakophilin-4
Biological process (GO): cell-cell adhesion
Cellular component (GO): nucleus; adherens junction; plasma membrane
Molecular function (GO): protein binding
Source: RefSeq, a predicted model, not a curated record